This is a messenger RNA of Porites lobata, 10320 nucleotides long. The record is from the annotation of a GenBank genome assembly. NCBI's taxonomy places the organism in Eukaryota, Metazoa, Cnidaria, Anthozoa, Scleractinia, Poritidae.
ACGAAGUUUAGAUGAAGCCCGGAAGAUGGCUUUAAGCACAUACGCCAGCAGACUGAUCAUUAAUAUAAAAGAUCUCUUGGCUGUACAUAGAGUUGAAAAGUAAAGAGUUGAAUUCAAAAGGUCUUGGAAUACAGGAGCUACUUCAUGGCAAAUUCUUCACACCAUUUGCGCUUUUGCAAAUGACUACAUGAAUGACGACGGUGGCUACAUCAUUAUAGGUGCAGAAGACAAGCCUUCGGAGGACGGGCAAUUGCAAGUCACUGGUAUUCUCGAAUGGAAUCUGGACAAGAUUCAGAAGCAGUUGGUAGGAUUAUGCAAAGGAAACAUCAAGCCAGAGUAUCAUCCCAUACUCUCUCCUGAGAUAUACGAAAAUAAGCAUGUGUUUGUGAUCUGGGUGACAGCAAGUGAAAAUGGCCCACACCAGUGUAGAGAAAGCGGCAAGGGGGAAUUUCAGUAUUAUAUAAGAAGAGGAACGCAGACUAUAAAGGCCUCACCAGAGGAAAGAAAUGAACUACUGCGGAUGCAGAAUAGGAUACCUUUUGAUGACAGGAUGGCUGUCGACUCAGGUAAGGAUUUCAUGAGGUUCCGAUCCGAGAAAGGCUCCGUAAGGCCUUCUAAAACCAUAUCUAGCCGUAUAACUGAAUCCCAGUUGUAGUCGCUUCUCAAAGCAGCUUCAAAAGAUUGUGAGGGGGACCAGUGUGGUUUUCGUUAAAAAUUAUAGAUUGUGAUGACGCAAGAGAGAUUGCAAAUUGUUCUUAAAAUUUUUAAAGCUCAAAGCAUGUCAGUUGUCAGUCGACUUCGCUCCAUCGACAUUUAACAGACUUAAUUUUUUUCAUGCAUCCUACGGCUGCUGCAUUAAGUUACAGGUUGGUUUUUUUUUCUGAAAAAAAAAAAAGAAUACCCAUUUCGUUUAAUUAGUAGUUGGGUAAUGACAUGAUAGAUAUAGCUGGCCUCCUUACUACCAUCUUAGUCAGUAAACUUCAGAUUUUUGCUAAUUUAUCAUUCAAGUACAUAUUAAGAAAGGCGGCACUGCUGUGCAGUUUAUCAUGACGUCAACAGCCCCAAUUUUGACGCGGCAGUAGUUUCCCCUUUUCAUCAGCAUCUAUAACUGAACUAAAGUCGCUCAGUUUUAUGCUUUGUAGCUAAUAAUUUCAACUUUUGUCCUGAAAAGAAGUUCUUGGCAAAAUGUCAGGCAAAACAGAUUCGGUGUCGGAUCACAAAAAGAUUUCCGCAUACGUCAGAAAACUCACAAGCAUAUAUAUACUUCUUUCGUAAUACUGUUUCGAACGAAUGAACAAGAAGGGGACCAAGAACGUUUUGAUUUCUUGGACUAAACGGAGCAUUUCUCGUAGAUUUCAUGUAGAAGUUAUAAUAGACUUAAUUUGCGUGACAUCAAUUCAGGUUUAUUAAUUAAUUCCGGCCCUGGCAAAAUCAACCACCCAAGACUGAUACCGGAAAAAAAUUCGCAAAAAAUUGCGUUACUUGCGAUUGCUCCCAAAUUUGGCACAAAGGAAGUUAAUAGAUUUAGCCAAUCACCUGCCUAGUUCCAGCCCCUGUGGACUUUUGACCGUGACACACCGAGCUUUCGAAAAUUUUGAAUUUUAUGGCGAGUCGCGGGGAAUUUUUGUGAGCCGAUUUUGCGAAGAAUGCAAGCUUGUAUCGACGAAUGUCAACCAAAUACAAGUCAAGCAAACUAUUCUGAAGGAUUUUGGAGGAUAACAAGCAAAAUAAACCCGAAAAUUGAGGUAGGGAAACAUUUAGAAUCUUUGCAUGCAAAUCGCCGAUCGCCGAACUCUGUGCCACAUGUUCUUAAACGGCGACGAUUUCCUUCCCGUUUUGCCUUCGCUUCGCUUUUCGCCGUCAAAUUCUUGCUUAUUUUGAUGAAUUCUAUCAGCAAAUUGAUGUCUGCUUGUCUCUAAGUCGAUAUUUCUUUGGAAAUCGAGGAAAGAAAGCGUCUCAUGGAUCAGUAAAGUAAACACGAGGUCACGAGGUGACGCCAAAAAGGAUUAUGCUAAUUAUGAUAACCUAAUUAGCAUAAUCAUGACGGCGUGCAGAAAAAUAUUUCUAGAAAAUUUCUAGUCGCUCCACAUUUUAGAACGAUUUUCGGGUUUUUUUGCUGAGAUAUUGAUGAAAAAAAUUUCUUACUACCAUAUCACCCAAAAUAAAGAAGUUUCCUAACUAAAUGACAUUCUUUAAAAAUUUACAAAAUUUUUUAUGCAAAAUAUGCUUUUUUAAUUAUUUGUUGGCGGAAUAUUAUGGGUUUCCUAAGUCCGAAAUAUUUUUUUUCCGAAAGAGUAUUCUUUUCCCUUUCCAAUGAGGUAUAGCUUGUUAUUGUACUGUAAAUAACACAAGAGAUAUGAUUUUUUAAAGUUACAUGGCAAAAUAAUUAAAAUAAUUAAAGGGAAGACAAACCCUUACCAUUCCAUUGACGUGCAUGACCUAGACAAGGCUCAAACUAUUGCGGUGAACUAUCACAGGCGCCCCAAGCUCAGUGGGAGAGUUUAAUCAUUAAUACAUGUGGUUUCAUAUUGCGUAAUCCUUAAAAUGACCGUGACCGUCAAGUAGAUAAAUACUCGCUAGAAUUUUCAAUAAAAUACAGCUUACCGUCUAUAUCUACUUGAGUCUUUUACCUGUGAAUUCCCAUACAAGAUCCUUUAUAAUCACGGUCAUUUUAAGGAUUACGCAAUAUGAAACCACAUGCAUUAAUGGUUAAACUCUCACACUUGGGUCACCUGUGGCGGAAUGUCAGGUGGCAUGGCUUGCGGAAUGACAUAUAAAAUAUCCAGAGUCAAGAGCCAUUAUGGGUCUUGGCAGAAUGUAAUGUAUGGAAAAUGGCGCAAAGAAAUAAAUUAAACAGAAAAGUAUGCGCGCGUCUUUGCCACACCUUUUUUGAGAGAUCAUCCACUUUGCCGGUCCGUUUAUUACUGCUGGAUCAACAAGGCAGAGCAGCAUGGAUUGUGGAGGAAAUCUUUUCUACUAGCGGUAAGCUUCACUGCAUUUCCCUCCCCUUAUUCCUUCCAUCCUAAGUAAUAAAUAAGCACUGACAGCAUAUUUUUCGUGUCUUACGUAACGUAACCUGUUCCAGGCGUUCAGAUCGUGGGGACAGCGCAAAGAGAUAUGUGAGCAGAAAAAAAACAACAAAGGGGUGGGUUGGUGUGGGUCUUUUCCUCCUUAUUUUUUUCUCGCUCUCUUCCUUCGCGUCGCACUCCACUAUCCGAACGCCUGGAACAGGCUAUACGUAACGCCACCACUCAAACGUUUUAAUCUGUAAUCCAGAAAUUACGGUGGCCCGUAAUUGUGUUACAGCAAUUUCAAUUGGUUCACGGCAAUUUCAAUUUUACUCACGACAAUUGCAAUUUACUCACAGCAAUUUCAAUUUCUCGAGCAAUAGGCCUCAAGUACAUUGUAGGUUAUAUCCCAUAAGACAGCACGAGAGGCUCUCUUUUAAACUUAGAAAGCUCCAACAAGCUAAGUCCAGCAGAAAGAACACUGCCCGUAAUGUAAACUUAGCACAGCCUUUCACUAGCGCGCACUCGGCGCCAAGAAUUAACAAUGUACAAAACAGUGAUGUACAUAGGCUAGCAAACACUCUAAGAGCCAAGAUCAACGAGCUUGACGAAGUUUUGAAGGUAAUCAAAACCGCUCCUGAGAAUAAACGUUGUGAAUCUUAUCCCCGUUUAUUAUCUGAGUCUUUAAAAAUAAGGGGAAAAGCAAAAGAUAAUUCAAAAAGCAAAAAACGGUUUUCAACCGAAAGAGAAAAGAACGCAAUAGAAACAGAGGGAAAAUGCGUUACAACAACACAUGGGAGUUGCUCGCUCCAGGUUAUGGGUUCCUGAAAUAACGUACAAUGCACUUGGGGCUUAUUGCUCGAGAAAUUGAAAUUGCCGAGAAUAAAUUGAAAUUGCCGUGAGUAAAUUGAAAUUGCCGUGAACAAAUUGAAAUUGCCGUGACACUUUUGGGCCACCGUAAGAAAUCGAAUGAAGCGAACUGCUAUCUAACUCGACUAACCCCUUUCGGCCUCUCCGCGUCUCUUCGCACCUCCUUUGUUUGUGCAAGUGUGCAAGGAAACCAAAGGAAGCCAAGGAAACAAAAUACAAGAUUUGAUCUAAGAGUGAAACCUCCGUUUAUAUACUUAUAACAAAAGCAAUCAAAUUUAAUUCAACAAAAACUAAGCGACUAAGAAGAAAUCUUCAAAUCUCCCCGCUUAACUUUAGGAGCCUUCGGCAUCAGUUUACAUUUAGAGGGAGGCGUUAAGCAAACACACCUGAAAUGAAUAACAAUUCAAGAAAGACAAGUAGCCCGCCUGAACUGUUUCAAAAAAUCUCACUACCUGUAGUCUUACGAUCGUAGGCGUGUUUUGAGCUUAAUACCUAAUGUCAUGAAUGAAUAAUAGACAGAUAAAUAUUUCUUGGAAAUUUGUCUUUAAAAACCCAUAAGUUAAUCCUUAAUUGCGAUUUACAUAAGUAAAAUCGGCUGAGCACAUGGCAAAAUUCGACAUAAAAUUAAUUUCAAAUCGGGGCACAUUUUGUAGUUUUUUUUUUUUUUUCACGCCGAUGUCAAAAUAUACAAAAAGUCUAUGGAACCUUUAUAAAUACAAAAAUACUCCUAUAAAAAGGGUACUUUUCUUGACCAAAGUAGAGAAUGUACUGGAAAUUCUGCCGCCUUGGUUGCUUCAAAACAGAGCGCUCCGCCGUGAAGAAAACAAGGUUGAAUUCCUCCAUGGACAGUUUCGUAACGAAAAGCUUUCGUUUUUCCACAAAAAAGGAAACUGAGCACUCUUGAUAAUGCAAUCCACCGUCUCGCGCGGUUUCAAAGACAAAUAAAGGUUAAAAAAAACUGGGAAGUUAAUCGUGUAAAUUUGCAGAAAAAAAUUAAAGCGGAAGCGAGCGCAACCUUCCAAAACAUCUUUUCUUCAAUGGCCGACUUUCGUGAUGUAGUAUCUAUGCUGCCAUGCAGCCCGACUGAAAAAAGGCAAGUAGAAUCUUUGUGUGGCUAUGCGAAAAAGGCUAAUCGGCAGUGAGAACUGAAGGAGUCCUUCGUGAAUUUUUGAUCGGUCGUCGUAGUCGUGCCCGCAACAAAGGCAACAUUAAAAAAACGGCUGCUUUUGCAAAUAAUAUUGGCGCCAAAAAAGGGCGCACUUUUCAGUUUGAUCUAUUUCUUUGAGUCAUUCUGCAAGCCAUGCCACAUGCCAUUACACAAACUCACCAUGAUAGUUGUUAAAGUGGAAUGGUUGGGAAACUCGUUAGGCUCCUUUGGACCUGACCGUGCACAACGUUCAAUAGCAUUCCUAUCAUUUUGAACUUGCUGACCAAUAGAAACAUCGCAUUAAUUUAUUCAGUCACAAUUUGGGAACAGAAAACAAAGGAAUGUGCACGGUCAGGGAGCUUUCAACAUAAACUACAGCACCGUUGUUUUCAACUUUAAUGUUUGCCGGUUUUCGUACAGUAACCAGUCUCCUUUACUAACUAUGCGCUCACCGAAACUAUUGCUGUAACUGUAGCCUGUUCCAGGAAAAAAGGGGGAUGGCGGGAAAAAGGAAGCGAGAGAGGAACAUUUAGAUUGGCUUUAGUGUUUGGCAUGAUUAUGUGCUGUUUAAAAACGAUCAGGAGUGUAUUAUCAGGUUUAAAAACUCGAGGCAAAGCGAGGUCUUUGAACGGCUUCAAAAUUAAUUCAUUUUAAUAUUUAGAUUUGGGCUUAUUUUGGUCCAAAAAUUGGACGUAAAUUUUAGCCGUGUGUUUAUCAGAUAUAGACACGCAUUAAACAUUUUCUUUUGUUUUCUCUUUAUGAAUUAUUAAUGAUUUUUUGAAAGGUUAAUAAAGUGACAGAUCGUCACACCUACUUAUAACAGUUUUUUUAAAAAAGACAUGUUUCUUUUCAUUGUAAACUGUUAAACUACUCCCUGCGUAGUCAAUCAAACUGGUUCGGUAAUCGAAGACCAUCGAACACUCAAUCGAAUUAAAUGAAUUCAUGGAUUGAGUGAGUUAGGUCAUCUAAUAAUUUAUUAUCAAACCAUUCGAAAUCGAAUUAAUCAAACACAACCAAAUUCAAUCCACUGGAUUGUGUUCGAUUUAUUUUUCCAAGUUUCAAAGCGAACAAGGAUACAGUUUGUUUUUAAAUCUAUUUUUCCGCGAAAGUUCUGUUUUUGUUGUUUAAAUGACUUUUUUGAGUGAGUUCGAUUACGUUCAAUCAAACUUCUAACUUUCGAACUCAUGCAGUCCAUGGAUUCAGAGUUCCAUUGAGUUCGAUCGAAAGACCCAUUGAAAGUUUGUUCGAAUUCAUUAGAUUGACUUCCCUGAGACUAUUGAGAAAAUUUCCGAACAUUCUUAUCAGCUGAUUUCUACAACGGGGUGUAAACUGGUCCUUAUAUAUUUUCGCAGAGAGAGGAAACCAGCUCACCGAAAAGGACAUUAGCUCAAGUCUUGUUAAAGAGUUUCUGAGCGAUAUCGGCAGUAACAUUCGUGAUCAAGACCUCCGUUGUCCCCGGCAGCUUUAUGAAAACAUGCGUCUGGUGAGAAAUUUCGGAGAUAAACAGCAGGGAGGAAAACUGGUGAAAUGUUUAGUCCCUCGGAAUGUCGCAUUCCUUUUCUUCAAUGAAACUCCAAGCGACUAUUUUCCAGGAGCAAAGACAGAAGUAACCAUAUAUGAUCAAGACAAGAAUAUUGCGCAUGAAGACGAGUAUGUAGGGCCAAUAGACCAACAAGUGAGCAACACACUGGAAUACAUACUGAGGGAAACAAAGGACAAAGAGGAAGAGUCCCUUGCCUAUGUUUUGUAUCCCAGAAAAGCUCUCAGGGAGGCGGUGGUGAAUGCCUUUUAUCACCGAGGUUAUGAAACGGAACAUUCUGAUCCUGUGAAAGUCCGUAUCUACCCCACCCACAUCGACAUCAUAAGUUACCCUGGCCCACACCCAAGUCUCAAGCCCGAGCACUUCAUGGAAGACAGCGAUAUGCCUCCUGUAAAGACUAGAAACAGAAGAGUGGGAGAAUUUCUGGUCAAAAGAAAAUUGGCCGAAGAGAAAGGGACAGGAGUACGAACUAUUUUCCGUUCAAUGAAAGAGAACGGAAAUUACACACCGGAUUUUCAGUUUGAUGAAACAUAUUUUCGGGUUCGUCUUCCCGGGCACCCGAAAUUUAAGGUGCGCGGUAUUCUUAAGACAGUGAACAAUCUUUGCGCCAGUGGUGCGAAACAAAAGGCGGUGGAGAUGCUUUUGGGAUUUUUGAAGCGAAAUCCCCAGAUACGACACAAUAGUCUUUUACUCAAGUUAAUGGAGCUGCAUGACCACAACAAGAAUCACCCAAAUGUCCAGCCGUAUAAAGAGCACUUCUCUCAACGUCUUGAUCGGCGCCUUACUUCUUCAUUAGCACUUCUGAAAUGGUCUAGAUCUGCAACGCUAGCGGAGCUUAAUAUCGAGGCUGGCGCUGAAAUCAUAAUGGAGCUUGUCAAAGAAGAUGCAGAUGCAGAUGACCUGCAGGUAGCCAAGCAAAUUGCUGUCGCCUUGUGCCAAGAGAGGUGCGAGAAUUCAACUGAGGGGAAAAAAUGUGCGCUGGAUAAUCAUCGGAAAGCGCACCAGCUCUUCGACGCAAUGGGCCAGGUAAUCAAAACUGACGCUUACUUGUCUUUCCAGUUUGCCUGCUGCAAAUUUAAUCUCUUCCGGUACAACACGACAAAAAAGAACCCCAGAGAGCGAAAGGAACUAUCAUCUUCCCUCACGGAAGCUGAAGUGUGUGUGAACGAUGCCAUACAGCUAACAAGCGAGGAGAACACCAAGCAUUUGGCAAACCAAUAUCGCCAGCUAGGAUACAUCCACUCUCAACUUCUGGUGAUGAAGAAAUCGACUCAUAAGGAUGUUAUCGAUAACCUCGACAAGGCAAGAUCUUACAACCCAGAAAUACAUUUCAGUGAAUUUCUGGUACACCAAGAUUGCAGAUCUCGGUACAAACAAACAAGAAGCCCAGACGAAUAAUUGGUGCCUCUUUAAUUGUUGAUUUUUUUUUUGUUAUAGAUGUUGGCCCAGAAUUCACUGCUUCUAUAUUUCAAGCAUCUUAAAUCUUAUCAAAGAGCUUUAAAACUCAGUUUUAUUCUAGAAUUAUUUCUAUAGUGAAAUCAGUUUCAUUGAUUAGAAAAUGGUGUGUGCAUCUACCGUGUUUUUUUAACCCUUCAAAACUAUUCUGAAAACCUCCCGAUACUAUACAGUGCAAAUCUCCAGAUCUUCUGUUUCCACUGAUGUCAACAUACGGAUCCGCCAAAUCUCUCGGAUUCUUUUGACUUCUUCUAUGUACCGUAAAAUUCCGAAAAUAAGCCCCGGGGCUUAUAUUUUUCAAAGGCCCUUUUUGAGGGGCUUAUUUUUGGAGGGGCUUAUAUACGGAGGGAAAUUUGCGUUUCAAAAUCGGUUAGGCUUAUACUUGGCAGGAAAUUUGCGUCUCAAAAUUCAUUGGGCUGACUUAUAAUUGGAAUGAAAUUUAUGUCAGUAAUUUGCAGAAAGGACGUAUAUCUUUCUAAAACGCAGACAUGCAAAUACUUUGUUUACAUGGAACAAGAAUGAAGAGUGAGACACGCAAACAGCAAUUAACUGUGACACUUUCUGACUGCACACGUAGUUCUUCAGUGGCAAAUGCAAAAAUUUAUGUGUUACUGUACAGUUUUCGCUUUGCUUAUUUUGAAUUUGAGGGAAAUUUCCAAGUACAAGCCCCGGGUGGCUUAUAUUCGGAGAGGCGAUUUAACGGAGGGUUUUUUUUGCGUUAUGAGUUUGGGGGGCCUAUAUUUGGAGGGGCUUAUUUUCGGAAUUUCACGGAAUACUUCUGCUAGAACCUGGAAUUUAGCACCAAAUUUCCUCAAGAAAACCGGUUUCUGGCGCGGGCAUUUUUGGACGUCUUCCCUCUCUGACAAAAAUCAUUUUUUCGCUAUGUCAUGGAAGAGACUGUUGAUUGUCGUUGCCUUAUGCGAAACCUGCGAUCAGGCGUUAUUUUUUCGGGGAAAGGGGGGGAAAAGCACUCGUCUUCCAAACAAAAAUGGAAGAAAGACCGCCUAAUUACAGGUUAACUUAUGCAAGAUUACAUACAGUAAAAACCCCGUGAGUAAGGACUUCCAUUUUCCCAACUGAGCCAAAACAGGUUCUUACAUAUUAAAUAGUAAUUAGCACAAAUUAAGGCAAUUUGGUUUUUCUAUAACAAAUAGGUUCUUAUUUCCUGAAGAAAAACAUACAUUGUAGCUACGAGUAUUUCGUGGUAUUCAUCGUAUUUCUUAUAUGGAGUCUGGAUAUGGUACCAAUUGGUAUUUAUGUAAAAAUGACUUUAAGAAGAACGACUUAGGCCACACUGACCGCAUGAAUUUUGAAGUUCUUUUGCCAAAAUGUACAGAUUUUAGCGAAGAACCUGUUUCAAAGUUUAUAGGCUAAACAGGUUCUGGUAUUAAGGGCUCCAGCCUAAUCGCCAAAAACUAGCCUGAUAGGUUCUUAAAGACCAGGUUCUCUCUCGCGGGUUUUUACUGCAUGCUCUGGACCAUAUCCCUACGUCAUUAUUUGGUGACUGGCUGGUGGGUCGAUUUGUAUGUAUCGGGCGUGAGGAUUCGUAACAGUAAGGUAGUUUGAUAAUCAGUGGACAAGGAUCCUAAAAACGGAUAUAACAUCCAGGUUCAAUGGUAUCUCAGUUUAUAAAACAUUGUAUUUUCUUGUAGAUUUAAGUAUUUUUAAAAUUUGUUAAACUGUGAUUAAAUUGCAUGAGCUAUGGAGGAGUAUUUAAGCUGCAGUUAUGAAAAAUUCAAUUCUGAUGUAGUUAUUAGCAUAGUUUAGUGACUACAAAAAUUGCUGCAUAUUGUCCAGUUUAAUGGUACGCAGUAGGUCAUCAUCGAAUAUUUGCGUGACUUUUAUAGGAAAAAUAUUACUAGACUACACAAACGCAGAUCUGUAUUAGCUCGGUUUUUGGCGAAAGUCGAAAACGUCUAUAUCACCGCGGCCAAUCACAGCAUGGAAAAUCCAAUCAUGAGAGCAGCGCUUUGUAGCGCAGUUUGAAACAUGUAUUCAAGCCGAAAGCUUGGCAACGUCUCUCAGACGUUCGAAAAGCUUAAAAUUAUGAAUUUGAAAAGUUUUAUAGUUCUUAAAUACCUGCAGUUCAGACGAACUUCCUAAUUACUUUUCCACAUUGUUAAAAAGUUAGUUGUAAUACUAAUUUUCACAUACCGAACAAAAAGGAAAUACUCAGUACAGUGUUUUUACAGGAGAAGACGUAAGCAGAGCGGCUUUGGCCUACCCUCAAAUAUAAAUUUCCUGCUCUGUCGCGGCUAGCUUUGUAAUCACGUAUAUUUGUAGUUUUAUAUUCUGCGUAG